Molecule: messenger RNA, 2761 nt
Organism: Talpa occidentalis (Iberian mole)
Lineage: Eukaryota; Metazoa; Chordata; Mammalia; Eulipotyphla; Talpidae
Gene: TFAM
Product: transcription factor A, mitochondrial
Exons: 7
Coding region: 338-1078 (246 amino acids)
Molecular function (GO): transcription cis-regulatory region binding
Source: RefSeq, a predicted model, not a curated record
CCCUCAGCUUGGCCCUGCUGCGGAACCAACUGCGGAGGGGGGCCGGGGCAGAGGCGGCUCAGCAGCGCCCCUCGGAGGAGGCCAGCGCCCUCCACAUGCGACGCAGUCCCGCCCACCGAGGAGCCAGUACGGCGCCUGCGCUCAUUCGGCCUCGCCCCGCCUCCUAUUUACCAACCGGAAGUUAACCAACUUCCCAUAGUGCCUCGCGAGUGGCGGGUAUGAUAACAAAUUCACUAGGCUUGCACUUGGGUUCACGUUGUCAUUGUUGGGGUGGUUCUGCUGUGCUGAGGGGACGCUAGGAGAUUGGGGCCCAGUCACUACCUGGUCUGCGGCUGCAAUGGCCCUUCUCCGGUGCAUGUGGGGCGUGCUGAGUGGCCUGGGAAAGUCCGGAGCGGACCUGUGUGCGGGCUGUGGAAAUCGACUGCGCUUUCCGCUCAGCUUUGGGUAUGUACCACGAUGGUUUUCAUCCUCAAUGAAUGGUUAUCCAAAGAAACCUAUGACUUCAUAUGUUCGGUUUUCCAAAGAGCAGCUACCCAUAUUUAAAGCUCAGAACCCAGAUGCAAAAAAUUCAGAUCUAAUUAAGAAAAUCGCACAACUAUGGAGGGAACUUCCUGAAGAAAAGAAAAAAAUAUAUGAAGAUGCUUACAGGGCAGAAUGGGAGGCAUACAAAGGAGAAAUCAACAGAAUUCAAAAACAGCUAACUCCAAGUCAGAUGGUAUCUUUGGAAAAAGAAAUCUUGCAAAAACGUUUGAAAAAGAAAGCAUUAAUAAAAAAGAGAGAAUUAAUACUGCUUGGAAAACCAAAAAGACCUCGUUCAGCUUACAACAUUUAUAUAGCUGAAAGAUUCCAAGAAGCUAAAGAUGGCUCAGCACAGGUAAAACUGAAGACCAUAAAUGAAAACUGGAAAAAUCUUUCGAGUUCUCAAAAGCAAGUAUAUGUUCAACUUGCUGAAGAUGAUAAAAUUCGUUAUAACAAUGAAAUUAAAUCUUGGGAAGAACAGAUGCUUGAAGCUGGACGAAACGAUCUAAUACGUCGCAAAUCAAAGUCCCCAUUGAAAGUUGUCAUUGAUGAGUUUUAAGAUAGAAGAUUGAGUAAUGUUCAUAAUGGAUAGACACAAGAACCAAUUACGUCUCGAUACUUGAAACUGUUGUAAAAUUAGGAUAAAGUUGGUGAACAUUUAUAUUUAAUUCCUUUUUCUUCAGGCCAUGGACUUCUGAGAGUUCAAUACAUUUUGUAUUAGUAUCUUGCUUUGGAAAACCCAGAUAAAAGUUCAUGCAGAAUUCAUUUUGUGUUAGGAACUGCUGAGGGUCAAAAUAAUUCAUGAAAUGUAACAGUGAAUCAUUUUACCUUUGAUACAGGCAAAUUAGACUGUGAAGUUUUUUUUAUACUUGAUGACUGUGGAAAGAAUAUUCUUGUUUCCUUAUUUAUGGAGGCAGGAAUUUCCUAUUCUAAAGUUUCCCAAAUUGUAGUGUUCUGCAAUAUAAUUGUAUAUUUUUUAAAGAGUCUCCAGAACUCAUCUAGGUAAGUUCCAAUUCCUAGGUAUAAUUCAUGCAGUAUUCAGAGAUGAUACUAGUACAUGCAAGAGAAUUGCUGAUUUCAGUUGCAGCUUUUUAUAAGUGGAUGGAGAGAUUUAUAAGGCUUUUCCUCAUUGUCUUUUUUUCCCCUAAAAUACUAAGAAAUAAUGUACCAAAUCUAUGCAUAUUGUUUUAUAUUGCAUAGAAUAAAAAUUUUAAAUAUUUCCAAAUUAUGUUUUCAGGUGAAAUGUUCAUUUUUUAAUUUCUUUGGUGUGUUUUCUUUGUUAAGUAGGGGUUUGCAUUUUGAAUUAAUCUCUUGUGUGAGCAUAUUUAUACAGAAAAUAAAGAACUUACCUGGUUUAAGUUUUAAAAUGAGAGAUCUAAAAAGUCUCCAAAUCUCUUGAUUUGGAACUUGUAAUUUUUAAAAAUUUUUGUAUAACAUAUAAAAAACUAUAAGGAGUAGCCAACUGUCUGACCUGUGGGUCAGUUACAGCCUACUGCUUAUUUUUCAUGACUUGUGAGCUAAAAAUUGUGUUUUCAGUUUUAAAUGGUGAAAGGUAUUUCAAGAUACGGGAAUAUUAAUGCAAAAUUCAUUUCCAUAAAUAAGAGUUUUAUUAGAACACAGCCAUACUCAUUCUUCUACUUACUGCUCAUGAUCUGUGGUAGAGGGUAAUGAGUGCAGUGUUUCAAUGCAUUAAUGUAUUGGCUUGUUUCAGAGGUUCUUGUUUUAGAAUCUUUGUCACCAUUGUCUUAAAAGAAAGGGGGUCAGAUCACUAAAGAAGCUAACAUUGCCUUGCAGAGUGAACAAGGAAAUAAUCUUUAGUUUUAAAUUAUGUUGCUGAAAGAUUGUAUAGAGUGGAAUGUCAAAUCUCUUAAAUUGUUUGCCAUAGCUUGAUAAAGUGUACCUUAAGAGUUUUCUAGUUAGCACAUGUUAAUAAAACCUUUCCAUCCUUUACCAUUUGUUUAUCCUCUAAGAGAAUCAAGCAAAGAGUUUCAAAAUCUACUCUACCUUUUUGAGCAAAAGAAUUUAUCUUUCAUCAGCUCACAGGAACACUGUAACUCAAAAUUUCUAUGUAAUUAUGCAAAAUAUUUUGAAAUUGUAGUUUCUAGAUCUGUAGAGAAAACUGAAGACUUUUUUAAUUUAUCAAGAGAAAGUUUUGAAAAGAGCUUGUUAGGAUACUACUGAAGUUGACAAAGGUAGGGACUGUAAAGAAAAAUACAAUAUAAGGUAUGUAUAUAUGUGUGUG